CUUGUGGAAGAGGAGAGGAGACCCGUCCUGAGGAUUAUGCGUGUACAGCAAAGGUCUAGAAGAUGAUAGGGUCACCCGCCCUGUUUGUGGCGCUGCAAGCAUUAAUAUUUUUCCCCAGAAGGUCGGCACAGCAAGCAAGAUGCGAGAAUAUAUACGACUCCGACAUAGUGUUUGUCAUCGAUGGGUCUUCGAGCAUCGGAAGGGCGAAUUACCGAAUGAUCAAGACGUUUAUGGAAGGUUUGGUGAUUCCAUUUGUAAAUGUGGUCGGCCAGGACACAGUGCGUUUUGGUGUGGUGCAAUACAGUGAUGAUCCAAGAACAGAGUUUGAAUUUUCUCGAUACCGGAACGGGAGCGAUGUGAUCCAGGCAAUCCGGAACCUGGGCUACAAGGGUGGAAACACGCGUACUGGCGCAGGCUUGAGAUACGCUGCAGACAACUUCUUUGGCCCAGGCACUAUUCGGGCCAAUGUUCCCAAGAUUGCAAUCCUGAUCACGGAUGGAAAGUCGCAGGAUGACGUAGAUGAGCCUUCCGAGAGGCUAAAGAGUCAAGGAAUCAAAAUAUUUGCUGUUGGAAUUAAGAACGCUGACAGUCGGGAACUGACGCGGGUGGCCUCCACUCCGGCUGACGACUUUUUCUUCUACGUCAACGACUUCAAGAUUCUCACCACUCUGCUGCCUCUGGUGUCGCGGAAAGUCUGUGUGACCACUGGAGGAACCUACCUGCCUGAAGGCUCCGCUUACACAGGACCUUCCAACCUGGUUUUCACUGAUCAGACAACUGGCUCCCUGAAGAUACAAUGGACAGCGGCCACCGGGCCCGUCACCGGCUACAAAAUUGUCUACGGUCCUCUGACAGGUCAAGGGCAGCCGAUCCCACUGGAGCUGAGAGAGAUCACCGUGACAGCAGCGCAGACAACCGCCGUCCUUGAUAGCCUCCGAGCUGCGACAGAGUAUUCGGUUUUAAUCACGGCAUUAUACGCCGACAGCAUUGGCGAGUCUGUGUCCGGCAAAGGGAGAACAUUAAGUGCAGCUGGGAUAUUGAACUUCCGCGUGGCAGAGGCCGGUCCAUCCUUCCUCAGGAUAGCAUGGUCCAUUGCUGGAGCAGAGUCGCCAACUGGAUACCGGCUGACCUAUUCUGUCAGAGGUGAUGGCAGGACGGCAGAGAAGACUUUGAGUGGAAGUGCACUGUCAGAUACUCUUAGUGAACUGAGACCCGAUACUGAGUAUGUCCUGGUACUGUAUCCUCAAUUCCUGAGGCAAACGGGCACACCUGCGACAAUUAGCGGACGCACACGGCGUGUAGAUGGGGUGACAGAUCUCAAUAUUCAGGACGUGACAUCCCAAAGCAUGAGGAUCACAUGGAGAGGGAUCAGAGGUGCCACUGGCUAUCGCAUCUCCUGGAUAUCUCAGUCAGGGGAUGACACAAAAGACUUUGAUGUCGGUCCAUCUAUUGAGACUUACUUCAUCCAGAACCUCGAGCCCAGCACCGAUUACACCGUGUCCGUCAGUCCACUUUUUGGGGCCACAGAGGGGCCAGCGACAUCUAAUAGGGUGAAAACAGAAUCGGGGAUUGUCCAGGAACUGAGAACGUUUGCCAACAGUCCCACUUCAAUCCAGGUGACAUGGAACCUCAUCCCAGAGGCUACCGGCUACAGGCUGGAAUGGAGGCAAGCUCGAGGUGGUCCUAAGGCUCCGCAGAUUGUGAAUCUCCCUACUACCACCAACCAAUAUGAAAUUACCGGGCUGCGGCCAGGAACAGAGUACCGGAUAACACUCUUCACCUUGUAUGAUGGCAGAGAGGUGGCAACGCCAGCAACCACCUAUGAAACGGGUCCUGUCGGUACGGUUACCAACCUGCGCCUUGUAGAUGUCAGCGGCAAAAAAAUCCGCUUGGAGUGGACGGCAUUGGCGGGCGCUACGGAAUACAAGGUGGUGAUUCGCAGCGCCGAUGGAUCUUUUGAAAGAGUGAGACGAGUUUCAGGCAACCAAAACACGAUUGAACUCAACAGUCUUCAAGAAGGUGCGUCGUAUGAGGUGUCUAUAUCAGCGCUGAUCGGUCGAAGGGAGGGCUCGGCUGUUUCCAUCACUGUCCAGACAGAAGCAGCGUCGAUUGGCGGUGUGACAAACCUUCGUGCCUUGGAAGCAAGAGGACAACGGAUCCGCCUGGCCUGGAGAGGAGUCCCUAGAGCCACCGAAUACAGAAUCCUCAUCAGAAACUCCGAAGAUGGGACAGAGAGAAGCCAGGUAAUUCCAGGAGAUCAGACAACAUUCGAGUUGACCGAUGUGCAGGAAGGCAUCACGUACGUAGUGAGGGUGACCCCAGUGGCGGGAACGAAUGAAGGAACGCCUGUGACCAUCAACGUCAGAACAGAAUCAGGCAUUGGCGGAGUGGCCAACCUUCGAGUGGCGGAGACUACAGCCAACAGAAUCCGCAUUGUCUGGACUGGCAUAGCGAGAGCUACAGGAUACAGGAUUAGAUGGAGACUAAGUGAUGGUCGUGAGACCAUCAGAACCCUCCCUGCGGGGACAACAUCAUAUGACAUUGAUGGACUGCAGGCAAACAAUCUGUAUGUCAUUGGGGUGACUGCACUGGCUGGUAACACGGAAAGCAGUCCGGUGACCAUCACAGCUCGGACAGCUUCUGCAGAAGAUGACACAGUGGACAAAGUCACCAAUCUGAGGUUCCAGAGCCUUACUGAUAACACCAUACGUGUGGAAUGGAGCCCGGUCUCCAGAGCCACAAACUACCGGAUUACGUGGAGACGUAGAGAUGGAGUUGAAGUGUCACGGCUGGUCACCAGGGAUGUGACAGCAGUCGAUAUUACAGAUUUAGUGCCCGGGACCGCCUACACUAUCUUCGUCUCGACGCUUAUAGGCUCAAGAGAGAGCGAUGCGCAGUCUCUCACUGCGGAAACUCGACAACAGGAAGUCGGCGCUGUCACAAGCCUUCGAGUCUUCGAGAGCCAGAAUACCAUACGGGUGACGUGGGUUGGUGUUCAGGGAGCCACAGCAUACAGGGUUUUAUGGAGCCCCGAGGAUGGUGGUCCGGAGCAAUCCAGAGAGGUCCCAGGAAGCACCAGUUCCUUUGAGCUGGUCAACCUGACCGCAGGUUUGCGAUAUACUGUGCAAGUCAUAGCACUGGUGGGCAACCGGGAGGGACAACCAGUCAGCACAAGUGUCACAACACCGGACAUCCCGGUUGCUGUAAAUCCCGUCAGAGAUCUCCGGGUGAUAGACAUAUCACGCCAGCGGGUUAGGCUGACAUGGUCGGUGGUUUCUGGAAGUUCCGGCUACCGGAUUUAUUGGCGACAGGUGGAUGGUGGUCCGGAAACGAGUCGCUUGGUGGCCGGAGAUGUGGGGUUCCAUGACAUCGACAGCCUGAUAUCUGGCGCUCGCUAUCAAUUCCGUGUGACCUCAUUGUCUGGAAGCCAGGAGAGUGAAGCUGUAACCACCUUGGCAAACACCCUUUGCGGAAAUGGAAGGUUGGAUAUCGUCUUCUUGGUGCAUACCACACAGGACAACCAGUUCAACGAAGAGGCGAUCAAAAGAUUCCUCUCACGCGUCGUCUCCUCAGUUGGACCUCUGGGAUCAAAUGCCACUCAGGUGUCUGUGGGCUCGUACAGCUUCCGGCAACGUCCCUCUGUGCUGCUGAACCGAUCCAGCGAGCUCAGAACGGUCCUACAACAAAUCCAAAACAUCCCCUUUACUGAUCCGAGUGGAACUGCUAUCGGUGGAGCCAUAGACUUUGCAAGGAACUAUUUGUUCUCACCGGUUUAUGGAAGGAGACAGAGCGUGCCCGGGGUUUUGGUGCUCUUGGCGGAUGGGCCAUCCUCGGAUGACGUGUCACAGGCGGCAAAUGCUAUCAGGGCUACUGGGGUUCGAGUGCUGGCAGUAGGAAUGAACGAGGCUGACCAGGAACAGCUGCGAAGGAUAGUCACGGGCCAGAGUGCUCAAAAUGUCUUCUACACCGAAGAGGCGGUCAACCUGAACAGCAUGGCGGAUCGCUUAGCGGAGGCCAUUUGUUUUGUCUCUCAAGCAGGGCUUUUCUUCUUUUCUUUGUCUAGGAGCCAUGCACAGUACAAUGCCCGCAGGGAGAAAGGGGACCGAAAGGUGAUCCGGGAGCCACUGGGCGUCAAGGAUUGCAGGGAACUCCAGGAGAGCCAGGUCGGAGUGGGUCCCCCGGCCCUCAAGGUCCCGUUGGGCCCCGUGGACCACCGGGUGAGGGGACAGCAACAAGAGCAGAGAAAGGAGACACUGGUGAGCCGGGGGCAGACGGGCUCCCAGGAACACCGGGACGUCCCGGAAAUCCUGGCACGGCAGGCACACUGGGGGCUAAAGGAGAUAAAGGAGAAACUGGGGAUACGGGACGUACGGGGCCCGCUGGUCCCAAAGGAGAGAGAGGCUUUCCGGGAGAGAAAGGAGAACGAGGUGAGAGAGGACUUCCAGGACUGGUUAAUGGAGUUGCAGUCAAAGGAGAACCCGGUGGUCCAGGCUCUCCCGGUCUUAAUGGGGCGCCAGGUCUUCGGGGAGCACCUGGAGCACAAGGGCAAAAAGGCGACAAGGGACCCAGAGGCCCUCCUGGUGAACAAGGAGCAAAAGGUGACCGAGGACUGGCUGGCCUGGAUGGAGAACCCGGCAAUAAGGGUGAUCGUGGUCCUCAAGGUUUCCAAGGUCUUAAGGUCAGGAUCUCUGGGGCAAAAUGGUCUACCAGGAGCAGUAGGACCUGCGGGACCUAUAGGGUCACAAGGUAUCCAAGGUGAAAAGGGUAACCAAGGAGCUCCUGGAGAGCCUGGCAAAGUGGUUUCCAUAGCACCCGGGAUGAAAGGAGAUAAGGGUGAUCGCGGCUUUCAAGGGCUGGAGGGGCCAAAGGGUGCCAGAGGAGAGCCAGGAGAGAAAGGAGAGAGGGGUGCUCAAGGUUUUGGGAGUCCUGGGCAGGCAGGAGCGAAGGGUGAACCAGGAGAGAGGGGUCUUAUUGGUCUUGCUGGAAAGACCGGUGCAAAGGGAGACUCUGGAGACCCAGGACAGAAUGGAGAACCUGGAAAAACUGGUUCACAGGGACCCAUCGGACCUCGUGGUAAGGAAGGAGAAAGAGGAGAGAAAGGAAAUGACGGAACCCUGGGCGAACCUGGAACCCCAGGAAGUCCUGGAGAGAGGGGUCUGAGGGGUCUUCCAGGAAUGAGGGGCGUCGUGGGAGAAAAGGGAGACCAAGGGGAGCCGGGAGAAGAUGGAAGGAAUGGAAGCCCUGGACAGCCCGGUGGUAAAGGUGAACGUGGUGACCUGGGCCCCCAGGGACCACAAGGACCACCAGGGAAAUCAGCUUCCAUUGAAGGUUUAACUGCUGGAUUGAAAGGGGAUAAGGGAGAUGCUGGAGACCCCGGAGAGCAUGCGAUGAAGGGACAGAAGGGUGAACUUGGGGCGAAUGGUCUUGCUGGAGAGAGGGGUGUUGAAGGACCCAGAGGACCUCCAGGAAAUCGGGGGGACCCUGGAGAUCGAGGUGCACCUGGCGAAAAGGGAGACCGUGGACCUCCAGGAGGUGACGGAAGAAAUGGACUCGAUGGGAAGCCUGGACAGCCAGGACCUGCGGGACUAAGAGGUGACCUAGGAAAACAAGGGGAGCCUGGGAGAGAUGGACUUCCAGGACUUCGAGGAGAUCAAGGACCGCCAGGACCGAUUGGUCCAGUAGGCCCCCCAGGGGUAGCGGGGAAACCUGGAGAAGAUGGCAAACCUGGUCUGAAUGGUAAAAAUGGAGAAGAAGGAACUCCUGGAGAAGACGGAAGGAAGGGUGACAAAGGUGAAUCGGGGCCUUCUGGCAGAGAUGGUCGUGAUGGAUCCAAAGGUGCUCUAGGAGACUCUGGGCUAACAGGCCCCCCUGGGCCACCAGGCAUUCCCGGACAGCCAGGGCCAAUUGGUCCUCCAGGACAGGGAAUUCCAGGGAUAGCUGGGAUCCCAGGAUCUAAGGGAGACCGUGGAGAGAUGGGGCCUAGAGGUGAACAGGGGAGACCUGGUGAAUUUGGACUGAAGGGUGAACCUGGAAGCGCCGCAAAUGUGGAGAAAUCACUUGGCCUCUUAGGAAUCAAGAUUUCUGCCCUGAAAGAUGUCUCUGAGUUGUAUGAGGAUGGCUCUGGAGCUACUGGCCAGCGGAGAAUGAAAGGAGAGCCAGGAGAGGCUGGAGAUAAAGGAGCACCUGGUAGAGAUGGCACAAUUGGAUUUCCUGGAGAGAGAGGCCAAAAGGGAGACAAGGGUGACCAAGGCGAAACAGGACCCCAGGGCCCAACUGGGCGAGCUAUUGGAGAAAGAGGCCCAGAAGGUCCUCCAGGGCCACCAGGAGACUCUGGAAAACCUGGAAUCCCAGGAGUACCCGGUAGAGCAGGAGAACCAGGAGAGCAAGGAAAACCAGGAGAUAAGGGAACAAGAGGAGAAAAGGGGGAACACGGAGAGAAUGGUAAAGAUGGUCAGCGGGGACCGAUUGGACCUCAAGGCCCCAAGGGGGAAGUUAUAGAAAUGAUUGCCACUGGACUUCCUGGAGAAAGAGGAUUGCCGGGACCGAAAGGGAGCGUGGGAGACCCAGGAGAAGAUGGAGGGAGAGGACCCAAAGGCGAUAAGGGAGCUGGUGGGCCAAAAGGAGACAAAGGUGACCCUGGAGAUAAGGGCAGAGACGGGCAGCCGGGUGCCACCGGAGAGAGAGGGUUGGCAGGGCCCGAAGGAAAACCGGGCAUGCCGGGCUUCCCAGGAGUUCUCGGACGACCGGGUACCCCAGGAGAGCCAGGUCAGCAAGGACCCCCUGGUCCCUCAGGACCUGCUGGACCAAAGGGCGGUACAGGAGAGCCUGGUCCCAGUGUGCGGGGGAUACCAGGUCCACAAGGGGUUGCUGGACCUCCGGGACCUUCUGGUCCUGCUGGACAAGUGGGCGCACAAGGACCUCCAGGAAUUGCUGGGCUAGUGGGUGAACCGGGGAAGAACGGGCUGCCUGGAAGAGAUGGGUUACCAGGAAAAGACGGGGAGCCUGGACUUCCUGGGAAGAUGGGUAUUCCAGGUCCUUCUGGUCCUGCUGGAGGCAAAGGAGAGCCAGGAGAAGCUGGAGUUCCAGGAGAGUUUGUUGUUGGAGCUCCUGGAGCUAAAGGAGAGAAGGGAGCUCCUAGUGACCAGGCUGACAGAUUACCGGGUGAACGGGGUGAAAAGGGAGACAGAGGACCACAGGGUACAAGAGGAGACAAGGGGGAGCCAGGGAAAAAAGGAGAUUCUGGAGAGGCCGGCGAAAAUGGGGCCAGAGGACCUCCUGGAUCAAAAGGAGAUAAAGGUGAUGUUGGAGUUGGGUUGCCUGGACCAGCAGGACAACUGGGACCACAAGGUUUGAAGGGUGAUGUUGGAUUGCCGGGACCUCCUGGACCUCCUGGUCUGCAGGGUACAGCAGGAAACCCUGGUCCUCCGGGUCAGAGAGGAGAACCUGGACAAACAGGCCAACCAGGAGCACCUGGGGAGAGGGGUUUGAUUGGCUUUCCUGGAAGAGAAGGCAAUCCAGGUGUGCAAGGACCAGCAGGGGCAAGUGGCCCAGCGGGCCAUCCAGGACCUCCAGGAAUAAAGGGCGAUAAGGGUGACCAAGGAAUUGGUCUGCUGGGCCCAAGAGGAGAGAGAGGCGACUCAGGACCCAGAGGAGAAGAUGGACGCCCCGGAUUGGAAGGGGACCGUGGCCCCGCUGGGCUUCCUGGAAACAGAGGCGAACGAGGGGACAAGGGUGAUGCGGGCCCCAUGGGAAUUAAAGGAGACAAGGGUGACACUCUGACUAUUGAAGGACCUCCCGGUGCUAGAGGAAAUAAAGGAGAAUUGGGAGAACGAGGAUUGAAAGGUUCUGAAGGAGAAAAGGGGGAUAAAGGAGACCAAGGAAUUGGCGGCGAAAGGGGAGUUAAAGGAGAAGCAGGAGACAAGGGCGCCACUGGCUUUUUAGGUCCUCGGGGGCCAGGUGGACAAAAGGGUGAGACUGGAGAAUCGGGUGAACCGGGAGAGGCGGGUAAGCCAGGUAAGGAUGCCUUACCUGGACCACGUGGGGAGAAAGGAGAUGCUGGUCUAAAUGGCUUAAGAGGACCAAAGGGAGACCGCGGCAUUAAGGGAGCUUGUGGCCAGGAUGGUGAGAAAGGAGACAAGGGUGACACGGGAAUGCCAGGCCGCCAUGGUAUUCCAGGAAGGAAGGGUGAAUUGGGAGAAGCUGGCAUCCCAGGACAGCCUGGCCUACCUGGGAAAGAAGGACUUAUUGGUGCCAAGGGUGACAGAGGCAUUGAAGGACUACAGGGUAAUAAAGGUGAUCAAGGAGAGAAAGGCGAGAGGGGUCCUGUAGGGCCAAAUGGUCCAACUGGCACAAGAGGGAUCGAUGGGAUUUCAGGCCCUCCGGGUCCUCCAGGACCUGCUGGUCCAAAAGGCCCUGAAGGUCUUCAAGGACAGAAGGGUGACAGGGGCCCUUCUGGAGAGGCAAUUGUGGGGCCACGUGGAGUUCCGGGAGUCACAGGAGAACGGGGUGAGCAGGGUCUGAUGGGACCAGAUGGAGGUAGAGGAGAGAAGGGAUCUCCAGGAAUGACAGAGGAGGAAGUCCGCAGUUAUGUGAGGCAGGAGAUGAGCCAGCAUUGUGCUUGCGGAGGUUACUUUUCUGACAACCCAUCUCCCCCAUCAUAUCCGCCUAGCCCACGUCUAGUCCCAGUCCCAGCUCUUAAGUUUACUCACAUUGAUGAAGAUGAGGGACGAGAACUUAGGGUGGUGGUGAACACCAAUGACCCGGAUUAUGAGCACAUAUACACGGUGGAUGAUUACAAGGAUAUUGAUGAAGAUGGCACAGAGAGCACGAUAAUGAAAGAUGACACAACCAUUCCAACAGUAUCAGAGGCGAGCUUACGGAGUAAGAGAGAUACAUCAGUACAGGAUAUAUGCAGCUUCCCCAUGAAGGAGGGUGAAUGUACAAAGUACACGCUGAAAUGGUAUUAUAACCACCUAGUGAGAGAGUGUCGCCCGUUUGUGUUCAGUGGCUGCGGUGGGAACCUGAACCGAUUUGACGAGAAGGAGCAAUGUGAGCUACACUGCGUACACAGAAAAGUAGAAGAUAAACUGCAGCAAAACGGAAGCUAAAAGACAAGAAGAUCUAGAAAAACAAAUCUGUAUAUUGUAAUAUUUUUGUAAGAUUUGCUACAUUUGCAAAAAAAAAAGAAAACUUGC
Messenger RNA from Nanorana parkeri, 9194 nucleotides. Its product is annotated as collagen alpha-1(VII) chain-like. The transcript is spliced from 118 exons. NCBI's taxonomy places the organism in Eukaryota, Metazoa, Chordata, Amphibia, Anura, Dicroglossidae. The coding region runs from base 63 to 9107 and encodes 3014 amino acids. Gene Ontology annotation, molecular function: serine-type endopeptidase inhibitor activity; protein binding. The record is from RefSeq and is a predicted model, not a curated record.